ACCAGGGGAAAGAUGAUCACUGAGACGGAGAAGUUCUCGGGGGUGGUGUCUCCCCAGUCCCAGGACAGCCCCUCCCUUGGCUCCAGACCUACAGAGCCAGAGCCGGAUCCAGCCCAGGAGGAGCAUGACAACAUGAAGAACAUGCUCAACACCUCCAGCGGUACCGACCACCAGGGGAACCUGCGCCGCAACCGGGGCUACCGCAGUCUAGGCCCAGUUAGUCCAUCCCAGAUGUCUGUAGCCAAAGAGGACAGUGCUAGCUCCCAGGAUGAUGCUACGGAUGAGAUCAUGGAUCGGCUAGUCAAGUCUGUUACCAGGAGCCCCUCAGAGAGGCCGUCCAGCCCCAAGACACGCAAACGCUCCCGUCUCAACAGGAAGUCGUGUGAGUACUACAACAUGGAGAGGAGGGGCCUUUAAGUAGACCAGAGCCAGUUGUUCAACUAAACUAAACUCUCUCUGUAUCAAACGCCUCCCGCCUCAACAGGAAGUCGUGUGAGUACUAAAACAUGGAGAGGAGGGGCCUUUAAGUAGACCAGAGCCAGUUGUUCAACUAAACUAAACUCUCUAUGUAUCAAACACCUCCCGCCUCAACAGGAAGUUGUGUGAGUACUACAACAUGGAGAGGAGGGGCCUUUAAGUAGACCAGAGCCAGUUGUUCAACUAAACUAAACUCUCUCUGUUUCUUCACCUGUUAUUUCCCAAGUGAUCCGCGCUGAG
Molecule: messenger RNA, 717 nt
Organism: Oncorhynchus nerka (sockeye salmon)
Lineage: Eukaryota; Metazoa; Chordata; Actinopteri; Salmoniformes; Salmonidae
Product: FH1/FH2 domain-containing protein 3-like
Exons: 3
Coding region: 13-417 (134 amino acids)
Biological process (GO): cortical actin cytoskeleton organization
Cellular component (GO): cytoplasm; cytoskeleton
Molecular function (GO): actin filament binding
Source: RefSeq, a predicted model, not a curated record